AGGAGGAGGGGUCGGCACGCAGCAUCAGCAGCAGCAGCCGCGGCGUUGGCUCCGAGUGGCAUCGCGCGCGGGUCUCCCCGCCAUGAUGAUGCGGCCCGGGCCCUCGUCCCUGGCGGACGGCGCGGCCUGGGCGGCCCGGGCCCUGCGCUGAGACGAGGACGAAGAGGAGGAAGAGGAGGAGGAAGAGGAGGAGAAGGACGACAAGGAGGUCGACGAGGAGGAAUGAGGGAGUCGCCGCGGAGGACGGGCCGCACCUGGCUGGAGGCCGCCCGGGUGGUCCUGGAGAGCCACCACAACACACCGAUGAGCAGGAAUGACAUCCUCAAAGUCAUCCUCAAGGAAAAGCUCAAGGACAUCAGUGGAAAUUCCCAGUCAUCUCUGAAUACGUUGAGUGCAAUGCUUUACUCCAACUCUCGAACCCUGGGUGGCAUUUUCUACAAACUCCCAGGCAGACCCGGAGUCUACAAACUGAAGAAAUUUGCGUCUCACAGGCGCAGAGGCAAGAGCGAGUGCCAAGGAACUCGGGAGACACUGCUGACGAGAAGGAGCAAGUUCUCUCCUGCAAGGUCUCCUGGCGGCCAGGACUCGACGCCUUUCCAGCGACACCACGCGGGAGCGAGGACUCUCCCAGCGAGACGAGGUUCCCUGCGCCUCGUGUUGCGGAGGGGCGGCUCGCGGGCCCGGAGCCCUCCUGCCCACGGCGCCAAGACUGCGCCGCCAGCGCGCGCCGCUUCCGCCAGCCAGCGGCACUGCAGGAGGGCCCUCAAGCAGGCUCUAAAACAGCAGAGGGGAACGCAGAGCCGGAGGCUGUCUGCGAAAACGCUCGUCUUGCAGUACUCCCUCAAGAAAUCCCUCGACGUUCAAGCAACCCUACCCGACGAUCGUUCGCGCCCCGAGGAGGACAGCAUGGACGUGGACACCCCGCACUCGCUGCUCGUGAACACGGAGCUGAAGGCCCUGAUCAACGUGCACACCUUCGCGGCCCUACCAGCCGACUGCCGGAAGAAACUUCUGUCUCAGCUGCCUCCCCUCGACAAGGAGGUGAAGGCCGGCGUCGAGCAGCCGAGCAGCACUGCCUUAAACAACGAGUUCAUCAACGUCGCUCUCGCGGAGUGGACCCACCGGCUGGCCGAAGGUGCAUUCACAGCGGAGAUGCAGCUGCGCUUGAAGCAGGAGAAGGAGAGGAAGGUGGAGGCGUGGAAGGAGGAGUUCUUUGAAGAUUACUACGGACAGAAGUCUGGGUUUUCUGAAGAAGAAGUGGCCUUGCUGAUAGAGAAAGAUGAUCGAGAUCCAUCCGGGGUCGGGAGCGUCGCGGCUCUGCGCAGCGCUGCCGUCCCCGCCGCCGCCGCCGCCGCCGCCGAAACGUCCGGCCCGGACAAAGGCGCGGCGACUGCCGCUGCACGGCCCCAGUCCUCCAGACCAUCGGCCGUUUGCUCCAGGAGACGAACGCUCGCCAGGGGGGGCCCCGCGGCCGAACCGUGCCCGCCGUUGUCCCCUGCCGUCAGAGUGGCCGCUCCACGCGAGAAGAAGCAGGCGAAACAGCUCGGCGUGGGAAAGGGUGGCGGCGGCGGCGGGGUGGAGUGCGACGGCGUGGACGCCGCGCCGCUCGGCCAAGCGUCGCCUUCCCAGGCCUGCCGUCUGGGCGGCGAGGAUUGCGCCUCGGAGAAAACCCGGGCUGGAUUGGCAGGAACGCCGCCGUGCAUCAAAUUGAGGGAUCUGCCAGGGCAGAAGUCGGGCGUCCAGAGCGCAAAGAGCGGCCCGUCGGGAAAGAGGGAGAAUUCCGAAGAGGGGAGAAUCCCGCGGUGCUGCGCGGAGAAUACGGACAGCGACGAGGCUGCAGCCGCGCAGGCAAAUCGGCACCGCGUGCCAUUCGCUGCCGAUGCUUCCGCCAAUUCCCAGCCACCGGCUCCCUCCGUGGCAAUGCAGAAGGGCGCGUCCGGCGAGAGCCUGUUGAAGUGCGCCGCUGCUGCAGCCGUCGGAGCAGAGGUGUCGCCCGCCGUGAAGAAGCAGGGGCAGGGCAGGUGCACGAGGAAGUGCAAGGCCCGGCGCAGCAGCCAGAGCAAGAGGAAGCGGUCGCGCAGCGAGGCGGAACCCGUGCCCGAGGACGGAGACGACUCGGAGGUUGCGGACGACGCGGAACCCGCCGGCGCCUACGCCGGCCAGGCAUUCUUCCGGCUCUGGGAGCCUUUGCACAGCAUCCCCGUCGUCUACUUUUCCCCGUAUUAUUUUGGCGAGCAGCUACUGCCGCUCGUGCACGAAAGGGAGCCGUGCGCGACGAGGGUAGGCCAUCACAAGGACUGGUGUUGCCGGAAGAACCACAGCGAUCCCUGUCUCUUUCCCGACAAAGGCAAGGUGGGUUGGUUCGGAAACCAAGGCAGCGCCAUUCACGAGCACACCUUUGGGAAGCUUCCUUGGUCAGGUCUUUUGCAAGAACCUGAGCAGAGCAGCGUGAAGAAAUCCGCACUCUCUUCCCCCGGCCAUAGAAGCUCCGCGGUGAUGACGGGCAAUGAGAACAGCAAGGGUUUCCCCUCGCCCAAGCCCGACACGUCACACUGCCCCUCCGGUGGCGGUGGCGGCCAGCCUUGUGAGUCUUUCACCCAGCCCAGGGACAAACGAUUCCCCGAAUGCAACUUCUUCCAAGCACUUUUACAGGUCGACCUGAAGGUCAACGACAAAUCCCCGUCGCCGACGGGGAGAGCCUCGGCGAACGCGAGGCACGUGCGCGACCCCGCGACGUGCGCCAACGACGGCGGCUUCGAAGCCGCGGGGUACCGCGGGGGACCGAGCGCGAGGCAGCGAGGGGCGGCCGCGGCGAUGGCCGGGGUCGGCGACCGCCGCAAGCCCGUCGAGUCCUCCCCGCCGCUCCGGCCGCGGCACGGCGGCGGGUCGCCGGACGGCGCCGCGGCGGUGCGCGGCGGCGACACGGCCUGGUGCGCAACCGUCACGUCCAUCCCCAUCUGCGGCUCUCCGCUGAGCGACCCCCGCCUGGCGCUGUCCGUGGGCGGCCUCCCGCUGGCCUGCGUCGCCGCCACCGCGGGCCGCUCGUCUCCUCCGGCCGCGCAAACGCCCGGGCGCCAACUUCCCGGCCGCUGCUCGGCCCGGGCGGCCGUGGGAGGCGGCGGGUCGGUGGCCCGUGUCCCCUGCCCGCCGGCGGGCUCCACGAAGGCCUUGGCAGUGGCGGCACGGCCAGACGUGGGCCACGCGGCCGCCUGUCGCGAAAAGUGCGGCACCAGAGGCGCCAAGUUGUUUGUGGGCUGCCCCGUCUCCCAAUAGCGUCGUGACUCUUGCCGCACGACCGUCUGCUAGAUGUGUAGAGAGAGAGCGAGCCGCAUUUGAAACUAUUGUCCACAUCAGCGUUUUUUUUUUUAUAUACAUGCAUAAACCUAAUUAUAUCUUGAAUAUGUUUUUUCUAUAAUAUGGUUAUCGUGUGUUAGCUCAUUGUACAGUACAUGAAGGCUUCAGUAGUAAGUAAAUAGACGUGAUUGGUCUGUGUAAGAUCGGUCAGCGAGUGGCAGUGUGUGUGUGUGUGUGCGCAUCCCUUGCCUUCCCAACUUGCACUGUGCUGUGUCCUGCUAUCAGCACAAGGCCUGAGGUUUUAAUAAGAGAAUAUUGCACUUUCAUUGUUAAUGCUGGUUUGUAUAAGUAAAUGUUUUUUUUUUUGACACUAGGGUUUGAAGUGCUGUAAUCUGAACGGAGCUGAUGUAGACGCCUGCCCGCCCGCGCCUCGCGUGUGCGCUGCCUCCAGUGUUCAACAAAAACACGAGCGGUGCGGGACCACGCGGCGCAGCGGCACGAAACCCCCGACCCCGACUCAGUCUCAAGCGUUCGCAACGGCAGAAACGGGGCAACGUUUUUCCCGCGGCUUCUAUCGUGCGCGCGGCUCUCUCAAGCGGAGGCGAGAGUCGGAGAGGGUGGGGGUGGGAGAGAAAUUGGUAAGGUCGGGGGAACGACGUAGUAGGAGUGGAAAGCGGAGCGAGACGAUUGGGCCCCCGACGGCGAAAAAGCGAGCGGCCGCGGUUUGACAAGGGCUUGGAUGCGAGCGUGGUGCCCCGUUAAGCCUCCCGCGCGUUUCCUUUCUUCCACUUGACGUCUUGUUUACGCGUGUCCCCUACGUAACCCUGCCCCCGUCACUGCCAGUGUCGCGCGCCCUGCCCAUCGUUAGUUUAGGGCUAAUCGACUAUAGUUUUAACGAAACUGAAAAAAAAACUGAAAAAAAACGUACGUGUAUGAAAUACAUAUGGUUACAGAGUUUACGUAAACGUGUGAUUUUAGUCGUCAAAAUGUUAAGGUAACGAAAUGCAAUAUAACACAAAAAAAAGGAUGAAGAUGCAAGACGUGCUUCCACGGAGCAUCUGGCUGAUUUUAAAUGCUGCAGAUAAAAGAAUGUAAAGAAUGUAUGUUUUUUUUGUAUGCGGUGCGCAUGCCUUUAUGUGGCUGAGCUGGAGUAUUAGCCGAAAGGGAGUUUGCCAAAGCUUACCACGAGGUUGCCUAAAAGGAGCCGAGUUGAAUGUACUGAUGAUUACGCAGAUACUUGAUGGCGGGUCGAUUGUGAGUGAAGAACGAGUCAAUCAUAGGAGGGGGGGGGCACUUGUGGAGCCCCCUAGCGAGGUGAUGACGCCGGUCAGAUGCGGCGGUGGUGGAUCGGGGGGGCGGCCGGUUUGGCGUAGGGUUGCCGCGAUAUGGCGACGUAACGUGGCGCGAUUGUCGUCUUACCGUCCCGUCGAGCGAAAUAUCCGUGGCGCGAUAAUCCGUCGUUUGUUGAAUCCUUCUGAGAUCUCGGUUUUUUUGUUUGUUGAAAAGGCCCUGGCAAAAAUACGUACGAAAUAUAGGACGCUCCGAAGUUAAAGUUGUAACCGAGUAACUGUUGGCCGUUCAAUUAGUGCUUUUGGAAAAACGUUUUCUGUGAUGGCGGGGGCAUUUUUAUUGGCUGCGUCUUUUCCGUCGUUCCUGUAAUCGCCUAACUUCUUUUUCGUGUGACUGAUAGCCAUGUGCCCGUAAGCAGUUACAGAAUUGUCAGGUUACAAUGAUUAUAAGUAAACUCUGCACAUUCGUCAAUAAUACUACCUUAAAAGGAAAAAAGAUGUAAAAGGUGACAUUUUGGCCGAUAAUUAUAAGACGUAUGAAGACUUAUUGCUUUUAGGAGAUCUAUGACUGUUCAAAGACUUGUGGCAGGAUUGCGUCGAUUUUACUGCAGUUGAAGAACUUCCAACUAGAUCUUUACUUGUGCUGAAAGUCAUCGAUCAGAAAAGCACAAACGCCAUAACAUACACGACAAUUCACGUGUCCACGGUAAUCUAUCCCCACGAGCGUCGUGUUCGCAAUCAUUGCGAAAAAAUCAUAACGCGGCAACCCUACAGAUUGGAGUCUCGCGGGGGGUAGGAGGGAGGGAAGGUGCGCCGGACGUUUCUGCGCUGCGUCUCGACGGGCGCUGAACUUUGGCCCCACGUUUGCCACUGCUCGCGCGACAUCGCCCCGAGUCCUGGACAAAAGUGGGAAGAGAAAGAGAGAGCGGGAGGGGGGGGCGCGCGGCUGUCCCCUGUUGCCUCCCGGCAAAGCGGCACCUGCCGGACUAAUCGCCGCCUGCCCCAAAGCGAGAGACCCCCCCAUCCCCUACGUGAACGACGUCGACAGCCCCGUUUGUUUUUUUUGGCACGAGUUUGGCUCUCUGUUUUUUAAAUCCUUCCCAUGCCGGGAACAGCACUUGGGGCAAGGCGCAGGCUUCUCCACGACUUGCCAUCUCACCAGCUGGUGACUUGAAGCAACAACGAAACACCACUCCCGUUCAGAGGCGCGUGCGCGCGCCUGUGUCUGGGGUGGUGAUGGCUGGCGGUUCACUCGCGGAGUGGCUACUUCGUGAUGCACUUAACGUCAACUCCGUUUGCUAUUGGCAUUACAGUCGACGAUUGGCUCUUGAGCGACUCGGAACACACACACAACGCACUCGCCGGAGACCAUUGCCCGUGUCUGGGGUGGGUGGCGUCACCGUCACUUCGUGGCAAAUUUGUGUUGGCAGCCGGGACAUUAGCAGAGUGAGCAGUGGCGAUGCGCAGCCAGCCACUUGCAGACGCCAGGCGAGAGACGGAUUUUGUCAUUCGCCAGAUAAGGAACCGGGAACUUCCUUGUUGCUCGCUCAAUAACAACAGCAAGUCGGCGAAUUGCUGCUCAAAUGAGCACUGAGCCCUGUGCCAGUGAUGGGAAUUCCACCUAUGACAGGGGCGAGUCUGUCCGUAAGACAACCACUGUUGACUACCCCGCAGAGUGGUAGUCGUUGUAUCGACCACGGAGAGAAGGAUGAUGGGCUGAGUCAACCCCAACCCCCCCCCCCCCAACCAGGAUGUGAAAUCGCAACCUUCCUAUUGCGAGCCGCUCGCCCUGCCGCUGAGGCACCUGGCCAUGUUAACUCGCACAAACCUGACGUGAGAGUGAGCCGCGUGUGUUAACCUGUCUCUGGGGUUGGGGGGGUGAGGGCGUCUAGGUUGGCGUUGGCGGUUCUGAGUGUCCGAGAAAGGGGCGGCCGGGCCUGGCCCCGCUGUGAGCGACGCUGUGUGUGGGGGCAGCCCUUGCCUGGCCCCGCUGUGAGUGGCGCUGUGUGGGGGGGCAGCCCGGGCCUGGCCCCGCUGUGAGUGGCACUGUGUGUGGGGGCAGCCCUUGCCUGGCCCUGCUGUGAGUGGCGUGUGUGGGGGGCAGCCCUUGCCUGGCCCUGCUGUGAGUGGCGCUGUGUGGGGGGCAGCCCUUGCCUGACCCCGCUGUGAGUGGCACUGUGUGAGGGGCAGCCCUUGCCUGGCCCUGCUGUGAGUGGCACUGUGUGGGGGCAGCCCUUGCCUGGCCCUGCUGUGAGUGGCGCUGUGUGGGGGGCAGCCCUUGCCUGGCCCCGCUGUGAGUGGCGCUGUGUGGGGGCAGCCCUUGCCUGGCCCCGCUGUGAGUGGCGCUGUGUGGGGGCAGCCCUUGCCUGGCCCUGCUGUGAGUGGCGCUGUGUGGGGGCAGCCCUUGCCUGGCCCUGCUGUGAGUGGCGCUGUGUGGGGGGCAGCCCUUGCCUGGCCCUGCUGUGAGUGGCGCUGUGUGGGGGGCAGCCCUUGCCUGGCCCUGCUGUGAGUGGCGCUGUGUGUGGGGGCAGCCCUUGCCAGGCCCCGCUGUGAGUGGCGCUGUGUGGGGGGGGCAGCCCUUGCCUGGCCCCGCUGUGAGUGGCGCUUUGUGGGGGGCAGCCCUUGCCAGGCCCUGCUGUGAGUGGCGCUGUGUGGGGGGCAGCCCUUGCCAGGCCCUGCUGUGAGUGGCGCUGUGUGGGGGGCAGCCCUUGCCUGGCCCUGCUGUGAGUGGCGCUGUGUGUGAGGCAGCCCUUGCCUGGCCCCGCUGUGAGUGGCGCUGUGUGGGGGGGCAGCCCUUGCCUGGCCCCGCUGUGAGUGGCGCUGUGUGUGGGGGCAGCCCUUGCCUGGCCCCGCUGUGAGUGACGUGUGUGUGUGGGGCAGCCCUUGCCUGGCCCCGCUGUGAGUGACACGUGUGUGUGUCCAUCCGCCCGGCGCUGUUGGCGCAGCCUGGAAUUCAGGGGCUGGGAUUGGAAAAUGUGUUGUUGUUGUGGAUAACUCUUAUUGUGUACAAUUGUUGGUCUGGUGGGAGACCCAAUGUGAUUGCACUUGCCUCUUAAAAACGCUGCGUGUAGAGAAAAUAUAUUUUAAAGCUUGCUUGCACGAUUUGCUUUUUUUUUAUUUGCCCAAGAGUUUUAUGUUUUAAGAAAAAAAAUAUAUGGAAACAAAUUACCAAGUAACUGUUACGAUGUAAUAGGAAUAAAAAAUGUAUCUGUAUAUUCUACAAGUAGACGUCUGUUCACCUCAUGAUAUCUGUGUUGCACAUUUACUGUUUAAAGGAAACAAAAGCAGUGCAGUAUAUAUAUAUUAAAGCGUCUGGUCCCAGUG
This is a messenger RNA of Lethenteron reissneri (Far Eastern brook lamprey), 7907 nucleotides long. RefSeq lists its product as uncharacterized. Gene Ontology annotation, molecular function: chromatin binding; peroxisome proliferator activated receptor binding. Gene Ontology annotation, cellular component: PR-DUB complex. The record is from RefSeq and is a predicted model, not a curated record. Gene Ontology annotation, biological process: positive regulation of transcription by RNA polymerase II; animal organ morphogenesis. NCBI's taxonomy places the organism in Eukaryota, Metazoa, Chordata, Hyperoartia, Petromyzontiformes, Petromyzontidae.